GCUGAUUGGAUAAAACGCGCCGGGAGUCGGAAACGAGGUUGAUACAUUUUCACGUCGGGGAUAAAGAAUGGUGGCGGGCGCCGGGGUGUUUUUCCGACGGCUCGGAGCGCUGAGCGGGGCUGCGGCGGUCGGGGCGGCCGCCUACGGGGCUCAUGAUUUCCGUCGGAGUGACCGAGAUGACUACUUGAAAGAGCUCUACGAGACGGCCAACAAAUAUCACUUCCUCCACAGCCUGGCCCUCUUGGCUGUGCCCCACUGCCGCUAUCCCGCGAUGGCCGGCAGCAUCCUGUCCCUGGGCAUGGGGAUGUUCUCCGGCGCCCUGUAUUACCACGCUGUGACAGGGGACCCGAUCCUGACCAAGGCGGCCCCUUAUGGUGGUUCCCUCCUCAUCCUCGGCUGGAUCGCCAUGGCCCCUUGACACCCCCGUCCCGUCCCCAUGUGCCCCCUCUCUCCCAUUCCCCCUGCUCCUCAUUCCCCCUCUUAGGCUAGCCAGAAGGGAGCCCUAGGAGAGGAGAGAUCUGACAAGUGU
This is a messenger RNA of Lacerta agilis (Sand lizard), 529 nucleotides long. RefSeq names its product transmembrane protein 256 (gene TMEM256). The transcript is spliced from 4 exons. NCBI's taxonomy places the organism in Eukaryota, Metazoa, Chordata, Lepidosauria, Squamata, Lacertidae. Bases 68 to 418 code for a protein of 116 amino acids. The record is from RefSeq and is a predicted model, not a curated record.